This is a messenger RNA of Rotaria sp. Silwood1, 294 nucleotides long. Lineage: Eukaryota; Metazoa; Rotifera; Eurotatoria; Philodinida; Philodinidae. The record is from the annotation of a GenBank genome assembly.
AUGCCUUGGCAUUAUCAUUUAACUAGUGCGUUAGAAGAUUAUUAUCUUGGUCUUGCUAAGGAAAGUGUGAUUUCAUGUUUACAUGAAAAUCAAACAGUAAAAGGUGCAACAACAUCUGUAUGUAUAGAAGAAAUUGCUUUAACUGAUUUGACUGAUCUUGCAACAAGUUCUCGAGACGACGCUCGUGAAGCAUCUUCUGUACCUCAAACUAUGUCUCUUGUUAAUCCAUUAAAUAGUGUCCAUAUUUAUAUCGUCAAACAAAAAAGACAAGCUUUUUUUUGUUUAAUGUUUUAA